This is a messenger RNA of Pristis pectinata (smalltooth sawfish), 5354 nucleotides long. RefSeq names its product coronin-2A-like. Gene Ontology annotation, biological process: actin filament organization. The coding region runs from base 738 to 2276 and encodes 512 amino acids. NCBI's taxonomy places the organism in Eukaryota, Metazoa, Chordata, Chondrichthyes, Rhinopristiformes, Pristidae. The record is from RefSeq and is a predicted model, not a curated record. The transcript is spliced from 15 exons. Gene Ontology annotation, molecular function: actin filament binding.
CCCUGCGUUACAUGAUCAUAGCACGGCCAGUGAAUGGUGCAGCUGGCUCCCGCUAUGUGUGAGCGGAGACUCCGCCCUGCUGUAAGUAGGUUGGCUCGCUUCCAACUCACUAGAAUCUUGCACAAAGGGGAAUCUACUGCCAUCUCGCCCUGUCCGCAGUUUCGCCUCGGCGUGUGAGUGUCUCUCCCCUUGUCUGUCUCCUUCCUCCCCCUUGUUUAUCUCCCCCCACCUCACACACCCCUUCUCGCCAUCCUGAAAGAUGUCGGCAUGUUUUGUGAAUGAAUACUGGACUUGCUGCCACUGCCUUUAAGUCACCGCAGGAAGAUCGAAGGAACCGGGGCAAGGAGAGCGAGAGAAGAAUGCGAAGGAGCCCCAGCCGGUGACCACCUGCCUGCAUCCAACCUGAGGAUCUGCCUGCAGUUCUGGCAAACAGUCUCCGACCUGAAAUGUCAACUCAGUCUCUUUUUCCACAAAUGCAGCCUGGCCUGAUUCUACAACCUACCUACACACUAGGGACCAUUUACGGUGGCCAUUAACCUACCAUCCUUUGGGAGGAAACCCAGGUGGUCACAGCGAGGACAUGCUAACUCCACAGAGACAGCACCCAAGGAUUCUGAAGCUGAUGACGUUUGAGAGGAGACGUGUUUAAACCAGUCAACAUCCAAAGGCGUUCACUGUCGACGAUUCCACUGUGCAGCUGGAUUCCUGGGAUACGCUCAACUUGGAACAUCUGCAAGAUGGCAUGGCGGCCCCCCUAUUACUGCUCCAAGUUCCGCCACGUGUAUGGGAAGCCUGCCAAUAAGGAGAAUUGCUACGAUGGGAUUCCCAUCACCAAGAGUGUCCAAGACAACUACUUCUGUACUGUAAACCCAAAGUUCAUUGCUGUUGUGACUGAGUGUGCAGGAGGUGGAGCUUUCUAUGUCAUACCCAUCAGUCAGACAGGAAAGAUUGAUCCACAUCAGCCAAGGGUCUGUGGUCACAAAGGAAAUGUAUUGGACAUCAAAUGGAAUCCAUUUGAUGACUACAGCAUUGCUUCCAGUUCGGAAGAUAGCACGAUUAAGAUCUGGGAAAUUCCUAAACACGGCAUCACCAAGAACAUAACUACUUCAAGGCAAGACCUCCAGUCGCAUUCGCGAAGAGUAGGCAUCAUAGAAUGGCACCCGACAGCCAAAGAUAUCUUGUUCAGUGCUGGAUACGAUUACCGGAUUAUGGUCUGGAACCUGAAUUCAGGAGAGUCACUGAUCAGGAAGCCAGUGAAAAUCCUGGAUUGCCACAAGGAUGCAAUUCUCUCCAUGUCCUUCAACACCAACGGCAGUCACUUAGUGACUUCUUGCAGGGAUAGAAAGAUACGAGUGAUUGACAGUCGCACAGGAAAGGUUUUACAGGAAUCCGGCCUCGUGUCCCACAGGGCUAUCAAGGUUUUGUACCUGGGCAACUUGAAAAUGAUACUGUCAGCAGGCUAUUCCAAGUGGAACAAUCGGCAAAUCGUUCUCUGGGAUCAGGAUGAUCUAUCUGUGCCUUUAAGGGAGGAGGAUGUGGAUGGGUCUUUGGGAGUGCUUUUUCCGUUCUACGACCCAGACACCCACAUGCUUUAUGUGGCAGGAAAGGGUGAAGGUAAUAUCCGAUACUAUGAACUAAGCUCUGAGAAACCUUAUCUUCACUUCUUGAUGGAUUUUCGCUCUUCAUUACCUCAGAAAGGAAUGGGUAUAAUGCCAAAGAGAGGCCUGGACAUCACUGCCUGCGAAGUCUUCAGGUUCUACAAGUUAGUGACAAUCAAGGGCCUUAUUGAGCCUGUCUCCAUGAUUGUCCCUCGGCGGUCAGAUUCGUACCAGGAUGAUAUCUACCCAUUGACAGCAGGGACACAGCCAGCAAUGACUGCGCAGGAGUGGCUUAACGGAUUCAAUAAAGAUCCAAUACUCAUAUCGUUAAAGCCUGGUUCUAACAACCAGCAGUACAUACCCAAGAAUAAAAGUAAUGAGCUGUGCAACCUGCCUGAUUUCAUGAGAAGACAACAUCCGACAGUGAAUGCAACCGAGCAAAAUCAGGAACAAAGGAAUACAGAGAAAGUGCAAGAGCAGAAGAAGAAUUUCAUAUCAAAUGGGUAUGAUCUGUCAGAUUGUCCACCCCCAAAAACAGAGAAUGAGCUUCUGCAGAUGUAUUACCGGCAGCAGGAGGAGGUUCGGAGACUACGGGAGCAGCUGGCGCAAAAAGAAGUCCGGAUAAAACAGCUGGAACUGGAGAUAAAAAAUGUUCGAUACAGUUCCAUUGGUUACUGAAGAAGCAACAAAGUAGGGGCGGGGUGAGGGGGGAAGAAACUAUGGCAACACAAUUCGCCCUUAAAGUGGGCUCUCCGAGGGGCUGCAGUCUACUUGAAUAUAAUUAUAUUUUUUAUUGAGGGAAAAAGAUGUUUAAUUUGUAAAACUUUACUUACUGUACAGGGUGUACACUUUUUAUUUCUUAUUUAUCUCUUUUAUAUGAUAGUGUAAAUUGAUUUUUUUUAACCCUGCUACUGGCUUUAAAAUGAUCUACAGUUCAGAGCUUUACAAUCACAUUGCACCUCAUUUACUCUGGUGGUUACUGUAGCUUUUAUGGUGUGGAAAUAUAAAUACCGUUUUUAAGGCUUAACAUCCAUGGCUGAUUCACACACAUCUACCAGAGCUCCGUAACAGUGAUAAGGAAUGAGAAAAAUACCAACUAUUUUACCCAAAAGUUUGAAUUAGGUGAAGCAAGUUAUCUGCAAGGAUAUUGUUUGGCCUUUUCUAUAUAUUACUUGUUUUGCUAUAUUGUUCCUUUUUUUAAAUCAAGAGCUAUGUUGACCUGGAAGAUUAAUUCAUCAGCUUUUAGCCUGAAAUAUUGUGCAUCUCUGAUUAUCAUCAGGUGAUGAUUUUCUUUAAUAAUUUUAGCAAAUUCUGUUCUCCUCCACCUGCUUGUAUCACUAAGGUUCUGCAGCAUCAGUUUUCAGGACCUGCCCUCUUGCACGAUGAGUAGGCUGCACCUGGUUAUCAUGGACAUGUGCCCAUUUGAAAGGGGCAAUCUUCAGUUCAAGAAAACGCUUUGGAACAAUGAACUUUGUGUGAAUGUUACCUCAGCCUUCCUUUUGUAUUCAAGGCUACUUUUGUCUUAAUGAAAGAAAAUUUCAGUCGAACCAACCCUUUUUUAAACAAAAGGGAAAAAAGGUUUAAAACUCCAAUUACAAUCCUUUUUAAAAAGCUUUUGGGGGAAAAACUACAAAGCAUUCCUUUGAUUAGUCAAAUGUUAAUGGUCUUACACUGAGUGAUGGUGGAAAGAGAUACCAAACUGGCUCUUGCUAUAUAAAAUAGCUGACAUCCGCACCUAAUUUUAUUCAAUCCAAAAAAUGUUCAAUGUGACUUGUCAUACAAGCAUACAUGCACAAUGGGUUUUCCCUUUGUCCUAUCGCAUUGCAAGAUAAUGCACCUCAGUUUAAGCAACAUACUGCCAAUGUGAAUUGGGGAUAACACCUGACAAUGGACUGGUGUCCUGUUGCAGUUCCAACUUUACAGCCAUACAGUUGUUUUCAAUGAAAGCAAACUUCUGAUGCUUGAGGUAAAGGCUGAAACUGACAGAAAUACUUAGAGGGCUUUGGAGAGAGAAACCAAGUUAGACAUUUUAGGUUGGUUACUGAGCAAAUGACAUUGACCUGAAAUGUCAAUGUUAGCAGUUUCUCUCUCUAUAGAACUACCUACCUGCCAGUCAUUUCUUUUGUCAAUUCUUUUUUUGUUCUUUUAAAAAAUGCCUGGAUGCAUUGGUCCUGUUCUCCUUUGAAUUUUAUAAUCCUGUUUUUCACAUUAAUAUAUUUUGAUUGAGGUAUUCUUUUACUGCAAACUUCUUUUCAUAACAACUGAUAUGAAUUCUGCACUGGAUGUGAUUGAUCUUGUUGACUCUCUGGGAGAAAUUGUUUAUGUUGUCUCUUACUUUCCCAUUGAUUUUGUCUUGCAGUAAGUUUCUGAGAUUUUUCAGGUUUUGAUAAAUGUGCAAAAGGAAAAGAAAUUAAUAUAAGCCAAGUUUGCCUAUUUUGGUUUAGCAAGUAGUUUUUGAGAUUCAUGGAUAUGAAUGGAACUGGCAGAGUUUCUUUCCCCACAGCACAUUUUAAUGACUCAUGGAUGAAAGAGCUUGCUGAUUUGUUCAUACCUUGAUGUAAAUAGAUUAAGCAGCACAUUACUGUCAUCUCAUUUGAUACUUUUGAUGGUGGUCAAUUUAGGAUUUGCAUUACUGUAACGCCUUUUAUGACCUCAGAACAUCCCAAAGUGCUUUAUAGACAAUGAAAUACUUUUUUGAUGUGUAGCCACUUCCAAUGUCAGAAAUAUAAUAGCCAAUUUACCCUCAGUGAGCUCCCGCAAACAGCCAUAAAAGCAAGUGGCAAAUGUUCCUGCAUAAAAUCUGUUGAUUCAAAACUACUACAUGUUUAACUGCCUUACUAUUAUCCAUUGCCAGAAAAGUGGCCCCUGAUUGCUACAACUUAUGUAGAAAAGCAUUUUUCUUGCAAUAUUUUGUGUUCAAAAUCAAAUCAGAAAGAAUAGUGCAGGACUUUAAACUGCUAACAAUGUCUGUCUACUGGUUCAAUCCUGGGGAUUAAUUAUUUCAAAGUAGUUUUAAAUGGACACCAACUCCAUGAUAAAGAGCAGGCCAGUAUUUUUUGUUUUAACCUCUAAGACUGGAAUAUGUGACUAUAUGGUGGAAAUCACUUGCCUUUCUGGGCCAUGCCCUGUGCCUACGCUGUUUAAAUGACAGGCUGCCACAGAAGAAACAAGUCAGGAUUUUUCAUAGGAAGUGCAGCACAAGAAGUCCAUCUGGCCGGAUUAGUCUCUGCAGGUGUUUUUGCUCCACUCGGGCCUUCUAUUUCUUUCCCCUUCCUGUGUUUAUUGAUCCCUUAAUGAAAUCAUGUGCUAUAUGCCUCAACCAUUCCAUUUUACAAAGCUUUAAUGAGGUUGGCCGUGCCUCUUUAAAUGCAGCAAACUGGUUGCCUGCCAUUGAUUUGUAAAAAGCUGUUACCCUCAUGGUUGUUGGACAUGAACAUUGGCUUACUGCUCCCUGCAAUGGCAAAAUUUUCUGUAUACACAACGUGCUGUUAUCGUCAUUAAUGAAUUUGUAUUUUCCUGCCCUUCUAACCAAAAUCCCACCAGCUCUGGUCAUGGCGAUCAACUGGAAGCAAUGUAGCCAAUGGAUAUCUCUCCAGCAAAGGGCAAAGACACAGAAACCUUUCAGCGCUCACCCCGCAGAUGUUUCCUCGUUAUUGAAAAGUACUUGAUUUAAAAGGAGGCUUUGUAUGUAACAUUUGGAACUGACACAUUCUGUACUGAAUUGUAAUCUAUUUAGGAUUUAAUAAAACAACAAGU